CCGCGUUGAGUUCAUGGACGACACCUCGCGUUCUAUCAUCCGUAACGUCAAGGGCCCAGGUAUGCGAUGCGAUUGAUUUGAGAUUUGAGAUUUUCGUUGGUUCCCGUUCGCGAUGGCAUCGAUUUUUCCACUACGAAAACACGACAACCGUUGAGAUAUCACGAAUGCGAAUUGAAAUAAGUGGAGGAAUUGAUGUGGAACGAGGCAACAAAAUGGCAGAAAUGUGGAAACAAUGCACGAUUCAACGACACAACUACAACUCCACCAAACGAUGACAUACUACGAAACGAACAUUGCCAGCGCGAACCGGGAACCAAUAUGGAAAGAAAAACAAGGGCACAAGCUAACCAGAAUCCCCGCAACAGUCAAGGUCGACGACAUCCUCUGCCUGCUCGAAUCCGAGAGAGAGGCCCGCCGUCUCCGCUAAACAACCUUCCUCCUCACUUCGAUUUCCUCUUUUUUCUCUUGCACCCCGAAUAUCCUUGGUUCCGCUCUUGCUUGCGAUGGAGACGAGAUGAGAUGAGAUGAUAAUUCUGGGAGGUCGGGAAGGCGAAAAUGUCAUAGCCAUAGCGUGUGCUAUCUUACGGAUGGGCUUCUGAUGCGACGAAUAAAAAUUUUUCUCAAAAAAGCGGUUUUCUCUUGUUUCCAUCGGCUCUUUUUUUCGUAUUUGGAUUAAGAGAGAAAUGGGGG
Messenger RNA from Aspergillus glaucus CBS 516.65, 690 nucleotides. RefSeq lists its product as uncharacterized. The coding region runs from base 233 to 427 and encodes 64 amino acids. Gene Ontology annotation, cellular component: ribosome. Gene Ontology annotation, molecular function: structural constituent of ribosome. The transcript has a single exon. Gene Ontology annotation, biological process: translation. Lineage: Eukaryota; Fungi; Ascomycota; Eurotiomycetes; Eurotiales; Aspergillaceae. The record is from RefSeq and is a predicted model, not a curated record.